AUGAAAUCCGCUAAACAUAAAUCAAACAUGCAAGCUGUAAAAGGCACGAGCGACAUAAAAAAGUUUUUUUCUUCGUCAUCAGAUGACGCGAAUUUACGGAACAGCGCGGCUAUAGCGGAGUGUGCAUUGGUCUUUCACACAGUCAAUCAUUCACAUAGCUACCUUUCGUUUGAUUGCACCGGAAAAUUACUCUCGCAGCUAUUCGCAGGUUCAAAAAUUGCACAGAGAUACUCUUGCGGGCGUACUAAAGCGACGCAAAUAGCUAAGCAAGUUUUAGCACCUGAGACUAGAAUGCGUAAUAUGAGAGAUUUGGAAAACAAUCAUCCCUUUUCUUUGGCUACAGAUGCCUCAAACAAAGAUUCUCUAAAAUCUGGAGACAUUGCCAACUGCUUAAUUUCUCACUUAGAAGCUGCAGAAUUGACGCUUACUAACGUUACUGCUUUUUGUGCAGACAUGCCUCCGUGA
Ceutorhynchus assimilis (cabbage seed weevil) is the source of this 465-nucleotide messenger RNA. The record is from the annotation of a GenBank genome assembly. Lineage: Eukaryota; Metazoa; Arthropoda; Insecta; Coleoptera; Curculionidae.